CGGGACCGAGGAGGAGGAGGAGGAGGAAGAAGCCGCAGGAGCAGGGAGGGGCCGCGGCUGGUCGGUCGGUUCCUGGUCAGAAGCAGCGGCGGAGGCACCAUGGGGGGAUCCCGAGACGACGAGUACGACUAUCUCUUCAAAGUUGUCCUUAUCGGGGACUCCGGAGUCGGCAAGAGCAACCUCCUCUCCCGCUUCACCCGCAACGAGUUCAACCUGGAAAGCAAGAGCACCAUUGGCGUGGAGUUUGCGACGCGGAGCAUCCAGGUGGACGGCAAGACGAUAAAGGCUCAGAUCUGGGACACGGCCGGGCAGGAGCGGUACCGGGCAAUAACCUCGGCCUAUUACCGUGGCGCCGUGGGGGCCUUGCUGGUGUACGACAUUGCCAAGCACCUCACCUACGAGAACGUGGAGCGGUGGCUGAAGGAGCUGCGGGACCACGCCGACAGCAACAUCGUCAUCAUGCUGGUGGGCAACAAAAGUGACCUGCGCCACUUGCGUGCCGUUCCCACCGACGAGGCCCGAGCAUUUGCAGAAAAGAACGGCCUCUCAUUUAUUGAGACCUCUGCUUUGGAUUCAACGAAUGUGGAAGCUGCCUUUCAGACCAUUUUGACUGAGAUCUACCGCAUUGUGUCUCAGAAGCAAAUGUCUGACAGACCCGGGAAUGACAUGUCUCCGAGCAACAACGUGGUCCCGAUCCACGUCCCCCCGACCACAGAAAACAAACCAAAGAUGCAGUGCUGUCAAAAUAUAUAACACGUUUCUUUCCAGUAUAAUAUUUCUCCCCCCCACAGUUCCAAAAAUGGAAAUAGA
Euleptes europaea (tarantolino) is the source of this 810-nucleotide messenger RNA. RefSeq names its product RAB11A, member RAS oncogene family (gene RAB11A). Gene Ontology annotation, molecular function: GTPase activity; GTP binding. Gene Ontology annotation, biological process: melanosome transport; neurotransmitter receptor transport, endosome to postsynaptic membrane; exocytosis. The coding region runs from base 100 to 753 and encodes 217 amino acids. The transcript is spliced from 5 exons. Gene Ontology annotation, cellular component: axon; transport vesicle; postsynaptic recycling endosome. The record is from RefSeq and is a predicted model, not a curated record. NCBI's taxonomy places the organism in Eukaryota, Metazoa, Chordata, Lepidosauria, Squamata, Sphaerodactylidae.